This is a messenger RNA of Rubroshorea leprosula, 5449 nucleotides long. The record is from the annotation of a GenBank genome assembly. NCBI's taxonomy places the organism in Eukaryota, Viridiplantae, Streptophyta, Magnoliopsida, Malvales, Dipterocarpaceae.
AAAUAUUAAUUCCCUUGCCAUAUAAGCAUGGCAUGGCAUCCAGAGAGCAUGAGAGAGAGAGGUAGAGCGAGAGAGAGAGGUGGUGAUCGUCGGGGCCGGGAAAGAAGGACGGUACAGAGUAUUGAGCAUGCAAGAUCCAGCAGAAGAUGUCAACAGAGAUGGAUCGAAUCAGUGAAUCAGAGGAGAACAGAUUAUGCCCAGGAUCAACAUCAGAAGCGGAGGAUAGGAGAAACAUUUGACAGGGGCUUGUUCAAACAAGCCACACCUUAUUUCUUCACUAACUUCCCAGACGAAUGGUGUUAUGCAGAUAUGUGGAGAACUUUUUUGAAGUUCGGAAGAGUGUAUGACAUAUACUGUCCAAAUAGGAAAAGCAGGAAUGGAGGAAGGUUCGGCUUUGUUAGGUUCUUGGACGUGAAGGAUAAGAGGGAGCUGGAAAGGCAUUUGGACCAAAUUCGGGUAGGAGAUAGAAAAUUAUGGGUGAACUACCCUCGUUAUGAUAAUUCUCAGAAUCAGAAACAGGGCGGGGAAUACAGAGACUAUCAAGGAGCUCACCUAAGAUCUCAGAUUAGAAGCUAUGCGGAGGCAGUUAAAGGUCAUAUAGAUGAAAAGAAAGAAGAAAAGACAAGCUCACAGCUGCAGAACAACCAUAGUUGGCCCGGGAAGGAUAGAAGCAAAAAUCCUCAUCUGGAUGGCAUCAACGACAACAGGAAAAUCUGGAAAGAAAUAGGAGUGGGAACAAAUUGGUCCGGAAUAGAAUAUAACACAAACUCAGAAGAUGAAAAAUGGCUUGAAGGUUGUUUUGUGGGGAUCGCACACUCCGUCGAAAUGGUUCGGAACUUGCAGGAAAAAUUCUACAUGGAGGGAUACUUUUGGUGCCGCGUCAGAGCAAUGGGUGGCAAAAUGGUGUUACUUGACAGUGAUGACAAAGAAGAAUUGAAGGACUUGGUGGAGAUGGCUUCAGAGUGGUUAGCUCAAUGGUUCGAAGGGGUUAAAUCGUGGACUCCAGAUAUGGUUGCUUCAGAGAGAUAUGCAUGGAUUAGAUGCCAGGGGGUUCCGCUCAACGCAUGGAAAACAGAUUUUUUUGAAAAAAUGAGCUGCUCUUGGGGGAAAUUUAUUUGCUUGGAUGACAGCACAAGCAAGAAAAGAAGGUUUGAUAUUGCGAGAUUCUUGAUUUCGACUCCGAUCACGAAUUCCAUAUCAAUUACGAGACAAGUUAAAAUUAAUGGGUCUCUGUACAACAUUAAGUUCUCUGAGGAAGAAUUCACAAAUAAUUUCUUCUCAUUGAAAGAAGACUUCAUGCCGAUCUUCCAGAGUGAUUCUGAAGAGUUUGAGUCAUGGUCUAUUGACAGUAAGGAGAAAGAAGAAGUCCAGGAGGCUAUAGCAGAGGAAGAUCAGGCGAUCGAAGAAGAUGGUGAAACAGAAAUUGAAGAUAAUGACGUGGCGAGCGGGGGUGCAAUGAUCAACGGGACAGAGAGGCUGAUGCAAAAGCACGGGAUAGCUACAGAGGUAGUCGUUGCCGAUGAAGUAAACGAGGCUCAAGUGGGCCACUGUGAGCAGAUCAGUUCAAACCAGCAGAGGAAGCCCAUCUUAAUAGAAGAAAGCCCAGCGAUUGAGAUGUCAUCAAACAUGGGCCAAUCGAAUAAAAUAACCCCAGCUAGAAGCCCAAACCAUGGAAAGAGCAAAGCUGUCUUUAGAAUAAGCUUGUCGAAGUCUGGUAGCAGCGAUGAUGAAGAAGCAGAUCUAUUCUGGAAAGGGCAUGAAAUCGACGAGGCUCGGCUGCAGAAAUGGAUGAAGGACAGAUCGGAGUCAAAACCAAUGAAGAAAAAGAAGAAAAUCAGUUUGUGUAGCACGGUGUACCGAAAAUCAGCAAACGCCGGUAGAGGAAGACGGAGGACGGAAGGCAGAGGAAAAAUCAGCAAGACUCAAAUGGGGGGGAGAACAGAGCCAAAGUUUCUUGCAAGCCCAAUCGACGAAAUUGCAGAUGACGCAAUUGGGGAUAGUGGGAUUCAGAAUUGCAACAGAAUUCUGCAGAAGCAAAUGAGAAAUCAUCUUGCAAAGGAGAUCUGGGAGUUGGCAAAGCAAUUAGGGGUCUCGGCUGAGAAUGAGGAAGAGGUAAUGAGUCGGAUAGAAGAAAUGGAGAGCAGAGAUAGACAAUCAAAGGCAAACAUGGUGAAUCAAGAUACUGGCAAAAAGGCAUUAUGGGAGGAAUUAUUGAAUUUGAUUAAUAGCAGGAAAGGCAAUCGGUGUUUGGGGGGAGAUUUUAAUGCGGUUAGAAGUGUGGAUGAGAGAGCAGGGAGUAAUGGGGUAUCCAAAGAAAUGGAGGAAUUCGAUAGUUUCAUCCAGGAUGCAGGUUUAGUUGAUCUGCCAUUGACAGGGAGGAAGUAUACCUGGUACAAUUCCAACGGUCUAUACAUGAGCAGGUUAGACAGAUUCUUAUUCUCGGAAGAUUGGCUUAUGAAAUGGGGGGACAUAAGGCAAUGGGGGUUAAAGAGAACCGUGUCUGACCACUGCCCCAUAUUAAUUAAAGAAGAGAAGGUCGAUUGGGGGCCCAAACCAUUCAAGUUCUUCGAUGCUUGGCUAGAUCAACCGGGGUGUAUGGAGAUGAUCCGAAAGGUGUGGAAUUCAGCUGAAAUUAAGGGCUGGAAGGGAUAUAGGCUUAAAGAGAAAUUGAAGAAAACAAAGAAAGCUUUAAAGGAGUGGAGUGGUAACUCUAUGCCAGAGGUGGACAAAAAAAUUAAUGAAGCCGAAAUGGAGAUAGCUGCGCUGGACAGCAAAGGAGAGAAUAACCAUCUGUCCACAAUGGAGGUGGAUAGAAGAAGACGCUGCUUUCUACAACUCUGGGAGAAUCUAAAAAUCAAAGAGAGCAUGUGGCAACAAAAGUCAAGGAAAAUGUGGCUUAAAGAAGGAGAUGCCAACACCAAAUUUUUUCAUAGGUGUGUGAAGAGCAGAUGGAGAAAAAAUGAAAUUAAUAGUGUACAGAUCAAGGGCAAAAGGUGUGUAGGAGUGGCUGAAAUAAGGGAGCAAGUUGCUCAGUAUUUCGAAGAGAUGUUUGCGGAAGAAAAAUGGCAAAGACCAAAACUUGACGGCAUUAAUUUCAAACAAAUCUCCUUGGCAGACAACGUCCUCCUAACGUCUCCAUUCAGUGAAGAAGAAAUUAAGAGUGCAGUGUGGGAUUGUGACUCCACAAAAUCUCCGGGACCAGAUGGGUUCAACUUUAAGUUCAUAAAGACCAUGUGGGAGGAUAUAAAAUCAGAUGUAGUUGGAUUUAUCCAGGAAUUCCAUGAACCCAUCUCACUUAUCGGAGUCAUGUACAAGAUUGUAGCAAAACUGUUAGCAAACCGUCUUCGAAAAGUGCUGGACAGGGUGAUCGGGGAACAACAAAUGGCCUUCAUUGAAGGGAGACAACUUAUGGAUGGAGUAGUCAUAGCAAAUGAGAUAAUAGAUGAGGCGAAAAGGAAAAAGAAGGAAAGCUUUUUAUUCAAAGUUGAUUUCGAAAAAGCAUUCGACAAGGUGUGUUGGGAAUUCAUUGAUUACAUGCUGUUCAGAAUGGGAUUUCAUGUCAUCUGGAGGGGAUGGAUUCAAGAAUGCUUACGAUCAAGUAUGAUCUCAGUCCUCAUCAACGGAAGCCCAACAAGACAGUUUCUUGCAGGCAAAGGUAUAAGACAAGGUGACCCGCUAUCUCCUUUCUUGUUCCUAAUCGUGGCGGAAAGUCUCAAUGGCCUAAUGUUUACUGCGGUGGAGAAGGAGUUAUUCAAGGGAGUGACGAUUGGCAAUGGCGCAACAAUGGUAUCCCACCUACAAUUUGCAGAUGAUACUAUUUUCUUCGGAGAGGCUUCUGAAGACAACAUAAGGGUGGUUAAAAGCAUCAUGAGAGUCUUUGAAAUGGCGUCAGGCUUGAAAAUCAAUUUUGGGAAGAGUCAACUGUUGGGUGUGGAGGUGGAUGACGACUGGAAAACCAGAAUGGCUUGCAUUUUAUGCUGCAAAGAGGGUAAAUUUCCAUUUAAAUACCUGGGAGUUCCGGUUGGGGGGAAUCAUAGAAGGAUAGCAAUGUGGCAACCACUGUUACGAUCUUUUAGAAAGAAGUUAUCUAGCUGGAAAGGAAAACAUCUCUCUAUCGGAGGCCGGAUCAUGCUUAUUAACUCUGUACUGUCUAGUCUGCCCGUUUUCCUGAUGUCGAUAUUCAAAAUUCCCUCAGAGUGGGGUGGGCUAGGGGUGAAAGACAUGAGGAGAUUUAAUUUAGCACUAAUGGGAAAAUGGUGGGGACGUCUUGCAUCCAAGGAUGAGGGGUUGUGGAGGAGGGUAAUCGAAGGAAAAUAUAGCGAGGGAAGAGGUAAUUGGAUGGAUUGGGCAAGAGACGAUAGAGGAAUGGGUUCUCUAUGGUGGAGGGAUGUAUGCAACCUCAAUAAUAGAGACAGUGAGAAUGUAGGAUGGCUUGUUGAUGGUUUUAGACUACGGAUAGGAGAAGGUAAAGGUGUGAGUUUUUGGUGGGAUGAGUGGUGUGGAGAGGGAUGUCUUGCUAACAUUUUCCCUAGACUAUACCUUUUGUCAACAGGAAAAGACAAAGAAUGCUACCAAAUGGGUAAUAUUCAAGAGGAUACAUGGAAAUGGAAUUUCUCUUGGAGAAGAACCUUGUUCAAGUGGGAAAAAGAGGACUCUAUGAAACUCCAGGGGAUUCUUGACAAUGUGAAGAUCACUCCUGGACGCCCUGACAAAUGGCAAUGGAUUCACAGCAGUGAUGGUCUCUACUCAACAAAAAUGGCUUAUUGGAAGUUGACAAAAGAACGGACGGGAUCGAAGGAAGCAAAAAUGUCAAAGAGAAUAUGGAAUCCCAUGCUCCCGAGCAAGAUAGCUGCCUUCAAUUGGAGAGUAAUACUUGAUAGAAUUCCUACCAAAGCUAAUCUUCAUAGAAGAGGAAUUAUCAAGAACAUAGAAGAGGCAAAAUGUGGUAUAUGCGAGGAGUAUGAGGACGCCAGCCACCUAUUUCUAAAGUGCAAAAUAAGUAAAUGGAUCUGGAAAGCUUGCAGCAGAUGGUGGGGGAUCACGGUAGCAUUAAAGGAAGAUUGCUGCAACACUUUUGACCAAUUCGGGAAUGGGAUCAAAGAUCCACACAUAGCAGAAGGUUGGGAUUGCAUCUGGAAUACUGUCAUUUGGACAGUAUGGAUGGCAAGAAAUCGCAAAAUAUUCCAGGACUCAGAAAUUAAUUUGGAUUGGCUAAUUAAUCCUGCAGCAUGUUUGUCUAGCAAUAGGGGAGGGAUUAAUUGAUGAAUGAUCUAAAAGAGGGAACUAACAUAGGAUAUCUGUUGCUUUGUAUAACUUUAUGGGUUGAGUACCCCUUGUACUCAGUUUGAGUAUAUUCAUCUUCUUUGCUGUUCAAAAAAAAUAUAUAUAUAAGCAUGGCAUGGCAAUAUUUUGCCAUCCAAGCAGCCAAGCAUAAACGGCAGUUAAGCCA